AUGCAGAACCCAUUCGCCAGCGGCUCGACGUCGACAGCGACCCAUCUCGGCGAAUCCUCGUCGUCGCCCUCGCGGCCCACGACGCGCGAUGGCUCCGCCGUCUCGGCCGCGCUGGGCCUGCUGAGCGGCAGCCUGUCCAAGGAGCGCAAGGCGUCGUUUUCGCGCAAGGCCUCGCUGUCGGGCGCGCGCCGUCGCAGCAGCGUCUCCACGGCGGCGGGUAGCGGCAGCAUGGCCGCCGAUGCCGUCAUGACGGACGACUCGGCGCCGCCCGCCCUGCCCGAAUACGCCCUCGCCGCCGCGGCCAAGAUUGCCCCCCGCGACCCCGUGCGCACUCCCAUCAGCCCCGAAGGCGGCAUCGUGUCGGCCAUGGGCCGCCCCGCGACCAGUCACACCUUUAUGCUGCCGCCGCAGACGCCCUCGACGGCCAUGGGCGUGAGCCCGACGCAGUGGCGGCAGAGCGAGGUGGCCAUGAUGCAUCAGCAGAUUAUCGAGGCAGCGCAGAAGCGCAUGUCGACGCUGAAUUAUCUCCGCAAGGCUCAUGAAGGCCGCGUGUACUGGUUCAACACAUAUCUGUUCGAAAAGUCGGACCUCAGCCGCAUGCCCGCCUACGACCCGCGCAAACUCGCCCGCAAGGCUACUAACAUUCUCCUCCUCGGCGUCUCCAUCCCCACCAUCAACGACCUGUACUCGUCCACCCCCGUCGAGUUUCUGCGCUGCCUCAACAGCCUCUUUUCCGAGUUUGACUCGUUCCAGCAGCUACACGGCGACUCGUCCUCAUCCCUGUCCCGCGCCCGGCUGCCUAACAUGUUCCGUCGGCCGGGCGGAAAGUCGCGUCGAUCGACCUCGACAGCCGACAUGUCGCUCACCGAGGACCAUGGGCAGGGCGGUGGCGGCGGUCUCCCCGCGGCGGGCACGGGCGGCAGCGGCCCCCCCGUCAUGAACUUUGCCGCCGCAGAGUCAGAUUUGCUCCCCGGUGAGGAGUACACGUACCUGCUGACACCGUCGCUGCCGUUUGACCCUGACUUCUUCGAGACAUUUGCUACGCUGUGCGAUGUGCUCAUCGACUCGUACAGCCGGUUCCUCACGCUGAUGCCCACGCCGCGCGAGUGCUCCGCGCCCGUCGCCGAGCUGUUUGCGAAGGCUGACGCCAAAGUCCGCAAGCUUAUUGUGCAGAAUAUUGUCAAGGAUUUCGAGGAGCACAGCAAGGCACACAUCAAGUCCGAGGUAGCCAACAUUGGCAAGGUCGUCUUGAGCGGGCUCAUGUAA
Cordyceps militaris CM01 is the source of this 1266-nucleotide messenger RNA. RefSeq lists its product as uncharacterized. The transcript is spliced from 2 exons. NCBI's taxonomy places the organism in Eukaryota, Fungi, Ascomycota, Sordariomycetes, Hypocreales, Cordycipitaceae. Bases 1 to 1266 code for a protein of 421 amino acids. The record is from RefSeq and is a predicted model, not a curated record.